AUGAAUCCAGUAACCCUUCCAGCUGAUAUCUGUGGCGUACGAACACUGGAAUCUGCGCAGGGUGCUGAAAAAGAAGAGCUGGACAGACUCCUGAAAAGAGCUGAAAGGAUUCUCCCGGAAGCGCGACUGUAUCAGAUUCCAUACAUUGCUGAUACAUCGAAACCGAAACGCAAGCAAAUACUCGAGAAAAAGAGGCACCAGGAAAACGUCGAUUCUAUCAACCAGCAAAUUGAUGAUGUAAUCCUUUAUUUGUUCCAAAAUAAUAGAUGUGAGGUCUACAAAAUGGGUGGCUAA
Gongylonema pulchrum is the source of this 294-nucleotide messenger RNA. The record is from the annotation of a GenBank genome assembly. NCBI's taxonomy places the organism in Eukaryota, Metazoa, Nematoda, Chromadorea, Rhabditida, Gongylonematidae.